AUGAAUUACGAAGGCGCGCCUUCUAUGCCCCCAACACCGGGCGGCUACCAUGCGCCUAACUUCCUACCGCCCACUCCCGUACCUCAUCAGAAUUCAUACGAGCAGCAUGGAGGCUACCCCUCAGGCCAGGAGCCAUUCUCCAGGGUCUAUUCGUCGUAUGUCCCUUCCAGGAAGAACACGCGAGCUUCCAAUGUGUGUGACUGCUGCCGCCAGCGGAAGACCAAGUGUGACGGGACGAAACCAUGUCAAACUUGCAAGGAAAAGGGCGUGGAAUGCAAAUACCGUGACCCAGUCCUUAAGCCCACGGACAAGACUCAGGCCGAUAUCCUGGAUGGUCUCAAGCGACUCGACCAGAGAUUGGCCAAUAUGGAAUCCCUCUUGCACCAGCAUAUUGCGACAUUAACUCCAACGACAGAACCAUCAGCGGACGACGAGUACAAGUGCGCGCCAGCAUCGCCUUACGUGGCUAACGGCGCUUCUGCCGACCAUUACUACGCCGAUCCUUACCGCGAUCACACCUCAUGGAAAUCUAUGCCACUUCGUAUGAUGGCUGAAGAUGAAAUGGAGGUUGAGCCCGGUCCACCUGUGCCUCCCGGAGAGCCUGCUAUCCCUAUUAAUCACACGACGUUGGCCGGACUGCUGUUGGAAUGGCCUUCCAUUCGGGAGCUUACAAAACACCACGUUGAGCGCGAAGGUGUCCGAUACAUCAGCGAAUACCCUAUCAGCCAAGAACAAAACAGAGGUGUUCUGAUGGUUUAUGGGCAAGGUGAAGAUACUCACCCAUCGCGACAAGUUCCAGAACCGACCGACCAUGGUAACUUGGACAUGGCGGACGAUUCAUCCGAUACCACAUCUCCUUCACCAGCGGCUGAUUGGGGCCAGCUUGGUGGACUCAGCCCUCCUGAUCAAGUGGAAUACAAGGGAGGCGUUUUGGUUGAUGGCAAUCCCGAUUUCUCUGAGCCGAAAGCGUGGGCGUAUGUGGAAAGUUUCAAGAAAAACAUUCUCAACAUGCACCCUAUCAUUGAGCCCAAGCUUUUAGACAAUUGGGUCAGGCACUUUCUGGAUAACCUCCGAGCAUCACAGCCACGUCCAGCAAAACCACAAACAUCAAAGCCCACCUUUGCCGUUGGAGGAGGCUCGCAGACGGAAGAAGUGGCAGGCUCAAAGAGAAAACGACCGCCGGGGCCGGAUGGCUCCGAGCCACCACCACCCGCGCCAUCUCGCACUGGUCGACCAGAUCGGUCCAUCCACACCGCUCUAGUCCUCACGGUUCUGGCUCUGGGUAAAGUUUGCCUUCACCGCAAUAAUGUCCCUGAUGCUGUCCUUAGCAAUAGAGUCAUCCCGCCGCCGUCCGAUCGACGCUCUCGCCGGCGAUGUUCGUCCCAAUCGCACUCGUCGACGGGUCUACCCUCACCGAAGGAGGAAGGGGAUAAGAAACUUGACAACGGUCCAUUAUUCCGUGGCGUGGGUGCUUCCGGCGCUGGUAGCAGCCCCACGAAAAACUACGAGGUGAUUCCUGGCCUAGAAUACUUUGCAUAUGCUACGGAUAUCCUUGGCAACCACACUGGCGCGUACAGCAUGAAGAAUGUGUACGCCAACAUCUUUGCUGGGAGCUUGGACAAAAUGAGACGAAUCAAGCGCAACAAUGAGUUCAUUCAGGAAACCAAGUACAACCAAUUUUCUCUCGCAUUCUGGACCUGCCUGCAGUUAGAAAGUGAUAUCAUUGCAGAGAUGCAACUCCCUCCAUCAGGCCUGCUCUCGCACGAAGAUGAUAUGCCGCACCCCAACAUGAGUCUCUUGGAAGGGUUCGACCAGCGUAUCCUGGACAGCUACCCAGGCCAGCUAUAUCUACGAACUCAUCUCAACAGCAUCCACCGCAUGUUCUACGCUCCCGAGGAUCCGGCCAAACCAGGCAGGGAUAAGUUUGGAAAUGUUGGCGUUGUUUCUGAUGCUGUCUCAGGCAUGCAUUGGGUCGCUCCCAGUUUCGUAUUCAGAGAGGAUAAUCCACCAGCAGAUAAUAUUCUGGCAGCAAGGUUGCGAGCAAAGUACUGGGGAGCCCAGGUGAUUACUUAUCGCCCAUUCAUCCAACAAAUUCUGCAGUUCUCGCACUCCAUCAAGAACCAUGCAUCGAGCCCCAACUUUCCCAGCGUCGGCUCCGAGUUUCGACAGGAUAUCACUGCACCUGCCAUGCACCCCAAAGCCAGAACGCAUGGCGAUAUCGAUCCUCAAGUUGCCGAGUUGGCCAAAAAGGGCAUCAAGGCGCUUAUCGAGAGUACCCGUGCCUUCCAUGGUCUCGGAGACAAGAGGCCGAUUAUCACCAAUGUUUUCGGCACAGCUCACGCGCAAUGGGGCAACCUGUUAAUCCUAUCAGCUGCAUUCCGUGACCCAAUUCUUCACACUCAUAUGGAUGAGGAACUCCUCCGAACACUGUUCCACAAGACGAUCCAGUUUUUGCGACAGUCGGCAACAGCGACGAGCGCACUUCGAACGGACAUGCAUAUCCUUGAAGGCCUGCAGAGAGAUCUUUUCGGCUAUGAUCAUGAUUCUCGGACCAACUCGAGCUUCUCAAGCGGCACAAGCGCACCUGGCUGCCAUACUCCAAGGCCUGUUCCCAUGGCUGCGCAGCCUCGGACAGGCUUUGUCGGCGCCACUGAUGCUGUUGAAGAUGAUGCUACUGGAGACGUCCCUCCCUGUGUCGAUGGUUUUGCUGAUGACACUGCCGAUGAUGCUGCUGUCUCUAUACUAACGACAAUGCAGCUAGUGUCAUCCCUGCCAGACCCAGCGUGUCCGGAUAAUCCUGAUGACGGGUUUUUCAGUGGUUCCCCUUCCUGCAAAGAUGAUACAGAUGCAGAUACUGCUGCUGCUGGUCGUGCUUCCCCGGAUAAUGCUGGCGAGAGUGCCACUGGCGUUGCUUCUUCUACCUGUGCUGACGAUGAUGGCAAAUACAAAAUCCCGUACCGUUGA
Fusarium poae is the source of this 2964-nucleotide messenger RNA. RefSeq lists its product as uncharacterized. Bases 1 to 2964 code for a protein of 987 amino acids. The transcript is spliced from 6 exons. Gene Ontology annotation, molecular function: DNA-binding transcription factor activity, RNA polymerase II-specific; zinc ion binding. The record is from RefSeq and is a predicted model, not a curated record. Gene Ontology annotation, biological process: regulation of DNA-templated transcription. Lineage: Eukaryota; Fungi; Ascomycota; Sordariomycetes; Hypocreales; Nectriaceae.